This is a messenger RNA of Zeugodacus cucurbitae (melon fly), 1443 nucleotides long. RefSeq lists its product as uncharacterized. The transcript has 2 exons. Lineage: Eukaryota; Metazoa; Arthropoda; Insecta; Diptera; Tephritidae. The record is from RefSeq and is a predicted model, not a curated record. Bases 1 to 1443 code for a protein of 480 amino acids.
AUGCAGCACUGCAAGUUUCUAAUAUGUCUGGCCACAUUAGUGACCAACUAUAGUCUCGUCAUCGACUUUGUGGCAUAUAGGCAUAGUGUGAAACCCUUGGAUGGCAUGAUAAUCUUUCAAGAAAAUACAUUCUCUAACGACGGUAUUGAAUGUGAGCUCCAGCAUCAUUUCCAUUUACCGCAGAUUAUUAUGAAAGAUGUAGCAACAACAAAUAUACAAUAUUAUGUGAAUAGCAAAAGCAUCGCUUUAGUGUUCAUGGAAAAACUCGACCAGCCGCAUACAUGGGAGUUAGUCUUACAGAGUUUACGCAAACGUUCCUUUAUACCGAUGAUUUUUGUUAGUCAAACUGUGCCACCGAUGGAUGUACAGUUGAAAUUCUUCAACCACUUUAGACAACUGAAUAUACUCAACACGGUUGUGUUGUUUCGUGAGCAUGGCAUAAUGAUGGUGCGAACGUCUAUAGCUUACCCUAAAAUGCAAAUAAUCGCUGUGGAGCCAAGGAACUUUAGCGGUUUUGUCUGGCCAAAACAUCGGAAUGUGUUCGGUUAUAAUUUUCGAUUUAGUCUCUUUGAUGAUCCGCCGGUAGCUUACCGACAGCCGCACAAUUUCACUGAAAUCGCCGGCCUUACUGCACAAUUGCUAUCCGUCUUCUUGAAACGUGUUAAUGGCACAUUUACAAUUAUCGGAGUUCCAAUGAAUGAGACCAUGAAGCUAGCAAUUGAUAUGACAGCCAAUCUAGUCUUACGAGCCGAUGUAAUGCAUAGUACGAUGGAGCCUAGUUAUCCGAUGUUUCAACAAAAGGCUUGUUUGUUGUUACCCCUCGAGUCUGAUAUACCGUUGAGUUGGUAUCUCUUCUACGCUUUCGAUAUUUCGGCGUGGCAAGCGCUGGGUUUUAGCUUUCUUGUAAUCGCUUUAUUGAAAAUCGUCAUUCAUCGCAAUCACAGUAAUAUUCGUGAUCUCGUACUACAUGGGUUGUCCGUGUUGCAACUGUUUCUUGCACAACCUAUUCUUCUACCGGGUAACAGAUGCAUGACAAGAGGUCUAUUUCUGUUUUAUUUCGGAGUGCUUUUUGUAGUAAUCGUGAGCAUAUAUGUGGGUAGUUUGACCUCGUUGAUUAGUACACGCGUUCGUUUACCAGCGGUUUCUACACCAGAAGAUUUUCUGAAAACUGGUUUGAGGAUAUUAUCAACAGACUUCGAUAUAAAACUAUAUUUCGAUUCCAAGCUGUUGCCAUCUUCACUCGUGCCGCGUAUAUAUGAUAUGGGAAGCGGCGUCGCAGCGGUUGAUCGUACAAAGGCGAAUACUUCGUUUGCCUAUCUAAUGACUGCUGACAAGUGGUUGUGGUUUAAGAAGCGUCAAAGGCAUCUAGACCGACCGGUGUUUCGUAUGGGCACCGGUGAAUUGUGUACGCCCAGUUUGCUUCAAUUUUUUGCGCUGCAAUAG